AUGAUUGAACAAGACGGUCGAGCUAACUCAACAGAUUCGACUAUUGAAUUCCAGACUGGCCACCACUACAUGUUCCAACAAUAUCAUGGUGACUAUCAUUCUCGUAUCACGACAAAAGAAUUUCGAAAAGGCAAUUUUUUAUUUGAUAAAGCUCCGGGCAUUAAUAUCAACUGUCCACCGCUUUAUCAUUCAGAUUUAACAAUAGGUUAUUACUUUCUUGCAAUCACUCUCAGUAGAAAUAAUCAACAAAGCUUAAUUCUGGAAUAUUACGAGAAAUCUCUAAAGAUCGGUAUUAAAUCAAUAUCUUCGAACAGUCUUCAUCUCGUAAGUAUUUAUGCUGCAGCUGGAAAGACCUAUCGAAGAAUGGAAAAUAUACAAAAUGCUACUGAAUAUUGUCAAAAAGCUGUUGCCAUCACAAAUCGUGCGUUGUCAAAAGUGACAUAUCUAGUCUGUCGUAUUUUCCAUUCAAGAUUGUCGUUGAGGCUCUGUAAAUCUUUCCAAUAA
This is a messenger RNA of Adineta ricciae, 504 nucleotides long. The record is from the annotation of a GenBank genome assembly. NCBI's taxonomy places the organism in Eukaryota, Metazoa, Rotifera, Eurotatoria, Adinetida, Adinetidae.